AUGAUUGUCAUGAAUCUCGGAAUAAAAGUCAUGUUUGUGAAAGAUGACCAAGGGGGUUUUCCUGCAUCUUCCUUUCCCCGGAGAAUUGGCCCUGUGGUGCUCAAAAGUCCCAGGAAAAGUAACUUCACCCCCAAUACCACCAUGUCAUUAGAAGUGUCUUUGAAGGAACAAGCUCUAAGGUACCUGAAGGGGGAAAAUGCAGAACCUGAGUGUGGAUUUUGGGUCUUUCUGGAUCCAGCAACAUUUUCAGAAGGACCAUGUUUGCAUGUGGCCGUCAACCGAGGGCUCCAAGCCAGAGUCUUCUACCACCUUGUCGUGGCCUUGACCACCAAGUCACUCCUGAAGGUGAGCCACAACUACCACCAUGGCACAGAGGCUGCCAUGGACCUCCAGAUCAACCUGGAGCUGUAUGCCUCCAAUGUCUAUCUGUCCAUGGCUUGCUACCUUGACCAGGAUGGUAGCAUUUAUACUUUGUUACCAAAAAUGAGCUCUAACAGUAAUGAAGAGGAUGCCACAGACCUUGGAUCUCCAUCCAGCCCCCCGGAAAAAGAAAACUUCUACUCGCAGUAUGUGAUGUUGAGGACCAUUGGCCGUGGAGGCUUUGCUGAAGUCAAACUGGCCUACCACCGCUUCACCAGCACCCUGGUGGCUGUCAAAGUACUUGAAAAAGAGAAUAAGUGGUGCUUACCGGUCAAUCCUGAGGUAAAUAUUAUGAAGAUGAUCAACCACCCCAACAUCAUCUCACUUGUCCAAGUGAUUGAGUCUGAGAAGAAAAUAUACCUGAUCAUGGAGGUGUUCGCGGGAAAACAACUAUAUCAAUACGUUGGAAAGGCUGGCCACCUGGAGGAAGACCGUGCCCGGGGGAUCUUCAGGCAAAUCCUAAGUGCCGUGAGUUACUGCCAUGAACAUGGAAUAAUUCAUCGGGACCUGAAACCGGACAACAUCAUGGUGGAUAGGAAGGGAAAUGUCAAAAUCAUCGACUUUGGCCUUGGCGCCCAAGUUAGGCCUGGAGAAAAACUCAGCUUUUACUGUGGGGCUUUGAAAUUUGCUGCCCCUGAAUUUCUCCUUAGAAGACUUUAUGACGGCCCCAAGGUCGACAUAUGGACGUUAGGAGUGGUUCUAUAUUUCAUGGUAGUCGGGAAAGUCCCAUUUGAUGCUGUCACCCUACCAGAGCUCGGACAUCAGAUUGUGAAUGCAAAUUAUACUGUCCCCUUGGGCAUGUCACCAGAGCUCCAGGACCUGCUUAGCCUCUUAAUGACAGUCGACCCCAGUCUUAGGCCAACAGUGGAUGAAGUGAAAAGACAUCCCUGGCUUAGGGAAGACAUGGAGGCUUCACCAAAUGACUGUGAAGAAAUGGUCCCUGGCUUGCCUGACCCUGCUAUUGUGAAAGCCAUGGAACACAUUGGGUUCCAAGCCCGGGACAUCAAAGAAUCAUUACACAAGAGAAAAUUCAACCAGACAAUGGCAUUUUAUUGCUUACUAAAAGGGCAGGCUCUCCAGUUUCCUACCUGCACAACCUUGGCUCAACCUGUGAAUCCAGGGGUGGCACCAUUCCCUUCCCUAGAGGAUCCUGUUGCUUUCCCUCUACCACCCAGGAGGAGGAGGAGCCAUGACCUUAUGCCCACAUGGUGUCUCCGGAUGAGGGAUGGCAAUCGGGAGCCGAGUCUUGGUUCCACCUCCUUGGAGGUCAACCCUUAUGUGGAAGUGCCGGGAAAAUCGAAAUGA
Molecule: messenger RNA, 1725 nt
Organism: Peromyscus californicus insignis
Lineage: Eukaryota; Metazoa; Chordata; Mammalia; Rodentia; Cricetidae
Product: sperm motility kinase 2B-like
Exons: 4
Coding region: 1-1725 (574 amino acids)
Biological process (GO): microtubule cytoskeleton organization; intracellular signal transduction; protein phosphorylation
Cellular component (GO): cytoplasm
Molecular function (GO): protein serine/threonine kinase activity; tau-protein kinase activity; ATP binding
Source: RefSeq, a predicted model, not a curated record